GCGUGAGUUACCACGAGCCAACGCUCCGAGCGAGCAUUAGAGGGCUUGCCUGAACCCUCCGCGCCCGGGCCGGCGAGCAGCCGGGCAGGGAUCGAUCCCACAUCCGUGCGGGCGGCAGGGAUCGAUCCCACAUCCCUGCGGGCGGCAGGGACCGAUCCCCCAGGGAUCCCACAGGGAGCGCACAGCCGCUGGAAGCGCAGCCGCGGUGCCGGGAGCCCUUCCCCGGCGCGGGCAGCAUGAGCCCCGCGGGCAGCACCGUGGUGUUCUCCGCGCUGCUGCUCCUGACGCCCGGGAUUCCAGCGCUGGUGGAAUCGUGCAGCUGUGCCCCCGCGCACCCGCAGCAGCUCCUCUGCGACUCGGCUCUGGUGAUUCGAGCAAAAAUAUCCAGUGAAAAGGUGGUUCCUGCCAGUGAUGAUCCCCUUGAUACCCACAAAAUGAUCCGGUAUGAAAUCAAACAAAUAAAGAUGUUUAAAGGAUUUGAAAAGCUCAAGGAUGUCCAGUAUGUCUACACCCCUUUUGAUUCGUCACUCUGUGGAGUGAAAUUAGAAGCCAACAACAAAAAACAGUAUCUUCUGACAGGCCAAAUUUUAAGUGAUGGCAAAGUCCUCAUCCAUUUGUGCAACUACAUUGAACCAUGGGAUGAUUUAUCCUUGUCUCAAAAGAAGAGUCUGAAUCAGAGAUAUCAAAUGGGCUGUGGCUGCAAGAUAACCACCUGCUACAUGGUGCCCUGCUCCAUCACUGCCCCCAACGAGUGCCUCUGGACAGACUGGCUGAUCGAGAGGAAGCUCUACGGGCACCAAGCCAAGCACUACGCCUGCAUCAAGAGGAGUGAUGGCACCUGCAGCUGGUACCGAGGUGGGCCCCCCCCCGAGAAAGAGUUCAUUGAUAUCAGCGAACCUUAAAACAAGCACUUCCUAAAAAGCCUUGGAGUCUCAUUCCAUCCACCACUGCCCGCUCCCAGCUUUGAACUGCCAUCGUCUAAUGUAUCUGUUGCUUAGAAACACAAACAAAUUGUCCUGUAAAGUCCCAGUCUGUGGGACUGGCACUGGCGUAAGACAAGGGACAAACCUCCUGGGGGUACCUACUCUGUGCUGUUAUGCUUUGCACAGAGGCUUGAGCUGAGAAAGCUCCUCUGUGUCCUCCAAGGCAUAACAGGUUCCCUUUGCCAAUAUGAAUGUACAAGAACAAAAGAGUUGCCAGAAUUUGUCCCCCGUUUGAUAACCUACAGAUUGAGAGCACCCCGUGUUGUAUUCCAAAUCUUUCCAAUGAACUACGGAAUGUUUUAUAGAACUAUUUUUUUUCUGUAUGAAAGUCUUUGAUGCAAAAGAAUUAUUGUACAGUGUAUAUGUAAAGUAUUAUAACAAUGUGCUAUUAAAAAAAAAGAUUCACAAAUAUUUCCUUACCUGUUGAAACAAGUUGAACACUUCUGGGAUUAAAACAAUCUGUGCUCCACAUUUUGUAUAUUCCUUAUGUCACAGCUUUCUUUAUCUAUGGAGUUGUAACAUUCAGUGAUAACUAAGCUAAGAAACAGCCUUGAUAUACAAAAGCCUCUUCCCAACUCAGCAUUCCUAUGGACUAGCCACACCUUGCUGAAAGAAAAGUCAGAUCUUCUAAUGCUUCAGCAAUUCAUGGAACCAACACAAAUGAUGAUAGGCUGAAACUGCUCAUAUUUACAGAAAACUUGUCCACCCUCAGGGCAGCUGCAGCACUUGCUAAUGCCUCUCUCAAUAUGUGACCAGGUCAUUGUAUUCCAGCACUGUUAAAAGCCUUGGCUUUAGAAACUCAUGUGAAAACAUAUGCAAUAGAUACUGCACUUACACAGCAAGUGAUUUCUGAAAGCUCUCAAAUAUUUGAUCAUAUUUAAUGAUUUUUCAUUCAUGAAUACCUAUUGUAGUCUGUCACAGUGAAUUUGGCUGCUCGUGAACUUGUACUAGAGAAGCGUUACGACACAUUUUGCCUUUUAUUUUUUUAAUGCCUUAACUUUUCUAAAUUGAUUCCUGUAGCUAGUAGCUAAUCUCACACAUAUCUAAGUUUACAAAAGUAAUUCAAUUCACAGCGGUGAAAUUUCAGAAACUAUUUCAGUAAAUGCCAAAGUUCAGACAGUUGUCCAGCUCCUUGUGUCCCAGAAACUGGGGCAGAACCCUCAGGCAGGGUGGGAAUCUCUGAUAGCUGCCAUCUCUGCUGUAUUUUACUCUCCCCAAUUUUCUAUAUUGGAUUUCUUUCACUUCAUUCCAAUUUUGUCUAGAAUUACUCUUGAGUGUUCCUUACAUGAGACUUUAGAACACAGGCAGAGAUUUAGACAGUUCAGCUCUCAUUUGGUUGGAUCAGGUCUAUUUAAAGGGUUAACAUCCUUUACUGGCUCCUGUUAACCCCAGGGUGACAUUCCCAGCCUGGGGGCUCAGUCAGAGCCACCACAUUAUUGCUCAAGGGUUUUCCAAAUAGUUCCUCAAAUCUGUUUGCUGUAGACUCCUAAUAAAACCACUGGGACUUGAACUUGCAAAUAAUAUGUGCACAUCUUUAAGCGCACAGACAUCUCUCAUGUCAUUCAAUUCAAUGAGGUAGUAGUUUGGCCAUGAAAUUCAGCAAGUCCCAUGCAACAUAGAACAAACAAACUAAGGUAUGAUGCACUGGAUAAAUAACAGAGACCUGAAAGAAACCUCACUGCACAAAUUAUUUUUGUGACCUAUUUUCACCUUUUUAAUGUUUAUUUUGACUAUUGCACAAAUGCAUAUUAAAAGGAUAGGUUUCAAAACGCUCUUCUGAGAAUAAAUAUCGUUGUUUUCUUUUUCUGGGGCUAAAUUUAUACAUUUCCAAUGAAAUGCAAAUGGUGCAAGGCCAACAGGAAGGCAUGUCAUUGUUUCUUUCAGGAAUAUAUGUCCUAUAAUAUAUAAAAGUCAAUGUUUCACUUUUUAUGCACUGUAAAUCAGUUUUGUUAUUUUAAUUUACAAUCCUAAAUUAAACCACCAUGUUUUUAUAAAGACAAAACUAAAAUUACCAAACACUAUUCAUUUGGACCAUAGAUUUACUAUGGCUACUUAUAUAAAUGAAAUAAAAAGAAUAAAACGGCUUCACUUCUUCCAGAAAGAAUUGAUAUUGCAGUGAAAAUAUUGGCAGUGCUGUGCAUUUAUAUUACUAAUUUGAAGAAAGACUUAAAGCCAGGCCUUAUUUCCUCAUGUCAAAUCAGAACAAUUCCUAGAGAAGCCCAUGAGAGCUUAAUAACCACACAGUGUCUGAGUCAAGCACAGGGCUGAUUAUUAUUCAAUAUACGUCCAGUGUAGCAUUUGUUUCCAAAUCCAUUUUGAUGUGAUGCUGUCUUUUGGACAGCACUCUGCAGUAAACAGAUAUUUUCUGCUUUUUAACUCAACAUAGUUCUGUUUCUCUUUCAGUUUUAGAGUAACUAAACCUUAAACUCAACUCACCCGACACAGAUUGUCUUCUUUGUGUGCCUUGUACAAGUAAAGGUUUUCUUUUAUAUUUAUGAACAGACUGUAAUACAAAUUGUAUGCCAUAAUUAGUUUUAAACACAUUUUAUAUUUGUCCUGCCAUAAAAUAUCCCACAUGAGGUGUUUCACAGUUAGUGGCUGUUGACUUUGAUUUCUGGCUGAGCAUAAAUCUGAACAAACUCACCACGACGGGUGGCACAAAGAUUAUUUUUCUCCCUCGUGUCAAUAAAUAUGGCAAGCAAAGCUUUACAAAAACCCCUCUCAGAACGAGUUUUUAUUUUCCCUGAGAUUCAGCACUGAGAAAGAUUAUGAAAAGGCUUGACUACGAUGUGGCAUCAUCAAUAUGUUAUUUUCCUAUCAAGGUUUUUACUGUAGUGGCAUUGAUAUAUUAUCCACGGCGGAUUAUUUUUACAACACUUUAUUUUUACUUCUUGAAAACGUAUGUGUUUAUAUGAAAGGUUAGAGCAGGAAUAUAGCCUGGCACAACACUUGAUUCUAAUUUGAAAAUGACUCACACAACUUAUGAUAAGAUUAGGGAAUAGAAGAGAGAAGGGAGAUUGUACAGAUCAAUGGGGAAGAAACACCACCUUGAAUAUUGCUGGCUUUUUCUCAAUGUUCCAGUUAAGUUUUAAUUAAAUUGUUCAACAAUUCUGUUGAAAAAGCCAUGCUGUCUUUUUUUUCAUGACAGAGAACAUAAGAGGUGGGAAUAUAGUGAAAUAAAGGGAACUAAUUACUGAGGGAAAGGCUGGAGAUAUGACUCAACUACCAAUGAGUUCAAAAGCCUUACAGCGUUUUGUAUAAUCAGUCUGGGAUGAAUGUUUCUGUUUCAAAAAGUGUUUCAUUAAAGCAGCUCCAUUUUUACACAAAAGAAUGGCAUCUUUGUUUAUUUACCUUUUUUUGCUGGCUAAAGACUCGGCACAAACUGUCAGUAGAGUGUGAAAGAAGCAGAGGAAAGCCCAACACAGGCACACCUCUGGCACGCUCAGCUGAGCCCUCCAUUCCCAGAGACUUGAGGCUUUCUCCUGCUCCCCCAUCGCCCCUGGGCUGGUUUGCACUGCAGGGGAGGGAGAGCUCCCUAAGGUUUCCCCUUAAGGAAUAAGAAAGGAAGGAGCAAACACAAGAGGAACUACAGAAAAAAUAUUUUAAACCAUAAUUUCUGAAUUCUGUAUAAGCAAAUGAGGCCAGCUGUUAUUAAAGGGUUCAAAAAAAUGAAACAAAAAAUAAAUAGCAUGAUAUGUUUUCAGUUCAGCAACAGAAGACUGGUAUCCAGACCAUCUUAGAACCCAUUCUAGAAAUCUGAACACAGUGUUAUCUUGUACCAUGUUGCCUCAUUAUUUCCCAAGCCACAGAGUUCCAAAUCCUUUCUUCAGAAGGAAUAAAACCAAAGAAAUGAGCCCCAUCAGAGUCAGUUAUUGCAGCACUUGUAAGCCACAUAUGGCAAUGUAAUACCCAAACGUGUUAAUUUUCUCUAGAUUAACAUUCAUUACAUAAAAUAUGUAAAGAAGAUUACUCAGCUGUGGAGAACAACAUUCAAAAGUUCAAACAAAAGGCAAAUAACUUAGCAGCUUAGACUUUAAUGAGCAUAUAGGGGAACAAAGGGGGGGAAGCACUGACACAGUUGUUAUACUCCACAGCAAAAUAUGCCAUAUAAACUUAUAAAUCUAAAACAUUAAUUCUUGCCCCAAAAUUAUAGGAUAUGCUCUUUGUUUCUAUGUACUGCAAUUUAGCAAUGCAUUCAAAAUACUUGCUUUUUCAAUAAAAUCAUAGGCUAUCUCCAGUUAAGGGUCAUGGAGUCCCACAGGACUGCCUACAACUAAACCAUACACCCAAGAGCACCAUCCAGAUGCUCCUUGAAUUCUGACAGGCUUGGUGAGAUGCCAUGGCCAGUUCCCUGGGGGGCCUGAAUAGACGAUAAAAUAACGAAGAAAGAACAGUAAACUGCAAGCAGGAAAUGACAAACCAGAUAAGAAUAUCUUAGAUAUUCUCAGGAAAACAGAUCUAAAAACUUAUCACUAUUUAAAAAAGCAUCUUGCAAAAUGAGAUGUGGUUCUGCCUCUCUGCCGGUCACGAAGGAAUGCCUAAGGCAAAAAACACUUCCUGUGCAUUGUAUAUUUUCCUGACAGAUCCAUCAACAGAACCCCCUUUCCCUCUGGAAAGAUCUGACUGUCUGGGACAAAAUUUAGACCUGCUGCUCCAAAUCAGUACCUUUGGCUCUAUGAAACCUCUGUGUGCCACCUCACUGUGGUGAAAUCUCCUCUCGGAAGUGUCAUAUAUGACAAGAGAAGUGGAAACAUCUGUGAAUUCAUAAUCCAAAGGAACCAGAGAGAACUGGAAAAGCAGGAUGAAGAGCCAUCCUGGUACUCUUGCAAAAAAUACAGCAGAACUGCUCCAUACUGUUUGUUACCCAAGGAUGAGGCAGAUGUGGGAGAAGGAAGAGUUCAGAAGGGAUCUCAGUCACCUGCUGUUCCCGGGGCUUACCUGAGGUCCCACCUAUGCUAACCAAGUGCCAGCCAGAGUCUCAGGACAGACUCACAGCAAUGACAGCUUAGGGACCUUGCACAAACAGCUGACUCACAGAUAUAUCCUGACCUUGCUGCAGUACUUGAAUCCCAGCUGUGGGACGUAUACUGAAUGGAUUAGAUUCUACAAUAAUUGAUGCUUCUCUGCCAGGCUAUUCAAUCAGCAAAGAGCCUCUCUCUAGUCUCUCUCAGUGUUUCCUCUCGAGAAAUAUACUCAGGAAAGAAUUUCUGAUUAGAAAUCCUAAGAAAAAUAAGAAAAGAAUGACGGCAGCAUAACACAGGUCAUGAGUAAAGGUCAUUUGUGUUAUUUUUAAGAAUGCAUUUAUGUCUGUAAGGGACUGGGAAUCAAUGUUGGCUCAGGUACAUGAAGAUCACAAAUAAAAACCACCCUGACUUUAGGUGAAUUCAAAGCUCCACACUAAUCUACACACAGCCUUGUGCAUCAUCUCCAAAGACAAUAAACACUUUGAACAUAUCAUAAAGGACUGGGGUGAAAACAAACCAGAGAAGUAACUCUUGCACUUUAACGGUUGUUCACUGUCUUUAUCAGCAUUUAAUCUCUUCAAGAUGUGAAGCUGGUUAGCUGAAAAAUUACUGCCUUCCCAUCUGAGAAUCCUCCAGCUCACCAUCACAAUGCUUUCAAGUGGUCACUCAGUCUCAUCCCCCUGAAAGCUUUCCACAUGGCUUUUAAAAUGGACAGUAAAUGGGAAAAAGGACCAGUGUGUUACAGUUAUUGCUUUACACAGACAGGAAGUGUAUUUAGUGUUGCUAUUUGCACCUACCAUUUCCUUGUGAUUUGGGUAGAACGUUUGCUCGAUUAAAGGGAACUUCUCGGGACCCAAAGUUUUGUAGACAGACACCAGCUGGGCAAACUGCAAAAUAAAGCAAAACAAAACAGAAAGCUUAGGAGAGAAACCACAUUAUACCCAAAUGAUCUCAUACUGUCGUUUUGCUUCUUGUCUUUGGUGUUUCAUAAACUCAGCAAAUCCACACGCCCAGUACACGUGGCCUUUCUACUCCUCUUUCCCCCACACACCUUUUUAAUCCAUCCAAACUGGGAUUUCAUGUAGAGAUCAACACCGAACAACAUCUCUAAGAGUUAAGUCCUCACAGGUACAGAAAAUGAAAUAUACUGGAACACUGGGUUUCAGAUAUCUCAUUGUCUAUAUAUUUUAAACUGAUUUUAAUACUGAUAAUAAAAUCAUUAUAACUU
This is a messenger RNA of Pseudopipra pipra, 7175 nucleotides long. It is a transcript of the gene TIMP4, whose product is annotated as TIMP metallopeptidase inhibitor 4. Gene Ontology annotation, biological process: response to cytokine; negative regulation of endopeptidase activity; response to hormone. The transcript has 5 exons. Gene Ontology annotation, molecular function: metalloendopeptidase inhibitor activity; protease binding. The record is from RefSeq and is a predicted model, not a curated record. Gene Ontology annotation, cellular component: extracellular matrix. Lineage: Eukaryota; Metazoa; Chordata; Aves; Passeriformes; Pipridae. The coding region runs from base 237 to 902 and encodes 221 amino acids.